AUACAGCUCAUCACCGCAAGGCACAAAGGAAAAAAAGAUUGUAUAGUUGUACAUGGCUCCCCUCUCUUGUUCCAUCCACGACCCAAAUCAAACGCCUUGGAAGCAUCGGUGCAGAAGCAGCGACCUGUUUAACCGCGCUGCUGCACAGGAGGAGGACCAGCUCUUCAAGGCCUGCGAAGAAGAAGAAGAAGAAAUUGUAAUGCGCGAGUGUUCAGUGUACAGUAUUGUAGGGCAAAACAAGGGUUUUGUCGAGUUCGCGCAUAAACCCUAAGAUGAUGAUGAAAUGAGGGCUCGUUUCAGCGCGGGCAAACAUGUCGAGACAUCCUUCCUCCUCGCAUUUUCACAAAUCGAAGACUCUCAACGACAAAUAUAUUCUGGGAGAUGAAAUUGGUAAAGGAGCUUAUGGGCGUGUCUAUAAAGGCUUGGACUUGGAGAAUGGAGAUUUUGUUGCAAUCAAGCAGGUGUCUUUGGAAAAUAUUCCUCAAGAGGAUCUUAACAUCAUCAUGCAAGAGAUUGAUCUUCUGAAGAAUUUGAAUCAUAAAAACAUUGUGAAGUAUAGGGGUUCCUUUAAGACAAAAACACACUUGUACAUAAUUCUUGAGUAUGUAGAAAAUGGAUCUCUUGCCAGCAUUAUCAAGCCCAAUAAGUUUGGAGCUUUUCCUGAAUCCCUUGUUGCUGUGUACAUUGCGCAGGUUUUGGAAGGCUUGGUUUAUCUUCAUGAACAAGGUGUCAUUCAUAGGGAUAUCAAGGGCGCAAACAUCUUGACAACAAAAGAGGGUUUGGUAAAACUUGCUGACUUUGGCGUUGCAACAAAAUUAACCGAGGCUGACCUUAAUACUCAUUCGGUUGUUGGAACACCUUAUUGGAUGGCACCUGAGGUUAUUGAGAUGUCAGGAGUAAGUGCUGCAUCUGAUAUUUGGAGUGUAGGUUGUACGGUUAUAGAGCUCCUCACUUGUGUACCUCCAUAUUAUGAUCUUCAACCAAUGCCUGCCCUUUUUCGGAUUGUUCAGGAUGAGCAUCCUCCCAUACCUGAGCAUUUGUCGCCUGGCAUCACAGAUUUUCUGCAUCAGUGCUUCCGCAAGGAUGCAAAAUUAAGACCUGACGCAAAAACUCUCUUGAUGCAUCCAUGGAUACAAAAUUCAAGACGUGCUUUACAAUCCUCACUCCAGCGGACAGGUGGACGAAUCAGGAAUAUACCCCAAGAUGUUUCAACAGUUGUGGAGAGAACAAUUGAAGAUGGGGAAAAUGAACGAAGACCAUCUGCAGAGAAUAUAAGGAGGGAGCUGUUUGAGUCAGCAUUUGAAGAAAAUACAGUUGCACAAUCAGCAAUAAAUGAUAUAAGCACUAAUGGAUCAAUCAAUGGUGACAGCGAUAGACAAGGGUCGCCUUUAACAUCUCCAAAGCUUUCCACUCUGAGUUCCACCAAUACUGACAGUGAGAGUGACCAAGUCUCAGCACAAGAGGCAACAUUGGCUAUACCUGAAAAACUGUUAAUGAAUUCCAAUUCCUAUCUGCCAGGGUUUCCUUCAGAAGAAACACCAAAAUGUGCUGCAGAAUCAUUGUUGAUAACAACUUCGUCUAAUGCCAAGAGUCGGGAUGAAAUUACUAUUUGCAAAAAGCAAGACUCUCCAACAUCCAAUGGCAAUUUGGAGAUGAAUGUUAAAGUUCUUUCUACAGAGAGAAAUCACUUGUCAUCACAUGAUUAUAAAGCUGUAGACAGUUAUGAGCAAAAGGCUGUAGAAUCUAAACUUCCGAAGCUGGCUAUAAGUUCAACAUCGCCUUCAAUGCUAAGUAAGUUCAGUGAUACGGCUGCGGACGGCUCCUUAGAUGACUUAUUUGAGGAGCCUCAAGAAGCAAAAAGUGCAGAACCAUCUACCUCAGCUACCACACCUGUUUCUCGGAUGAAUUUGGGUAGUUCAAAUUUAUCCGAGUAUGGAAAAAAUGAUCUAGCAGAAAAAUUGAGAGAAAGGAUGGCUCAGAAGCAAAUAGAUGGUAGAGGAGAAAGGAAAAAUGGAAAUGCUUUAUUUGAUUUGAUGUUGGAUGUUGUUAAAGAGGAUGGCAUUGGAAUAAGUGGACUUGGCUUUGAGGGAAAAAUGGCAGGCAGGGAUAUUUUCCCUAUACAGGCUGUAGAAGUCAGCAGAUUGAUUAGCCUGUUGAAACCAGAACAAUCUGAGGAUAUGGUUGUGUCGGCAUGCCAGAAACUUGUUGCAAUGUUUCAGGAUUGUCCUGACCAGAAAAUAAUAUUUUUUAGUCAGCAUGGGUUAAUGCCUUUAAUGGAAAUGCUUGAAGUGGCUAACAAUCGUGUUAUAAAUUCUGUGUUGCAAAUUCUUAAUCAGCUCAUCAAAGACAAUGCAGCUUUCCAAGAGAAUGCUUGCCUUAUUGGUCUUAUUCCAGUUAUCAUGAAGUUUGCUCAACCGGACAACUCAAGGGAAAUCCGUAUGCAGGCAGCAUAUUUUGUACAACAGUUGUGUCAAACAAGUCCACUGACAUUGCAGAUGUUCAUUGCAUGUGGGGGGUUGCCUGUGUUAGUUGGGUUUCUGGAACCAGAUUAUGCGAAGUACAGGGAAAUGGUACAUUUGGCAAUUGAUGGCAUGUGGCAAGUCUUCAAGCUCCAGAGUCCUACUCCCAGGAAUGAUUUCUGUCGAAUAUCUGCUAAGAAUGGCAUCCUAAUUAGGCUCGUUAAUACCCUUCACAACUUGAAUGAAGCAACACGACUUGACUCCGCAGCUGGUGGUGGUGCAACUUCUUCUCUAACAGAUGGUGUUACACAACAAUCACGGUCAGGUCCACUUGAGCCUUUCCGUCAUGCUCUGGGAUAUCGUGAUGCAGCUCAACCAUUCUCUGGUCAGCUAGAUCCUGCAAAGGUUAGGUCUGGGCCUCUUGACCCCCACUAUAUGCCAACAGUAACUCUAGAGCCUUCACAGAUGUCGAUAUCACAGUCUCAAAGGUCAGAUUUAAGUCAUUUUGAUUCAAGAUAUAGCCCAGGUCAAACAGAAAAGUCACAUUCAGCGUCAGGAGUAUUAGAACCUUCAUUAGUUACUAAUUCCUCAGAGCCUGCAGAAAAUGUUUUGUCUUCCAUGGGAAAAGAACCACUGUUAGGUUUGUCUAAGGAUCAUGAACAGUUUGAUUCAGGACGUCAAGAGCCCUCUCGCUUUGAUGCUGAUACAGUAAGGCAACACCGAGGAACGCUAUCAGCACAAAGAUUUAGCACGGAUCAGUCAUGGAAACAGAUUCCUCGGUCUUCAAAUGGGCUAGCUGGAACUGCACAAAUUUCAUCAUCUCAGCAUGAGUCGGUGCAGCCGUUGAUGAGCCUAUUGGAAAAGGAACCACCCUCUAGGCAUGUAUCAGGCCAGCUUGAAUAUAUUCGUUAUCUCUCAGGAGGGUUUGAAAGACAUGAAAGUAUCUUGCCUCUUCUAGAACAUGCAUCAGCAGAAAGAAAGACAAAUGGUGAACUGGAUUAUCUAAUGUCUGCAUUUGCAGAUAUUUCAGAGAAUGGUAGAGAUAAUGGAACUGUUGAGUUGAGUUCAAAAUUGUCACCAAAAUCAAACAAAAAGAAUGGACCGCCAGUGAGUGGAAAUGGCACAGUUGCUGGGGAGGCAAUUGCUUCCACAUCUGGGCUUGCCUCACAGACAGCAUCAGGUGUUCUCUCUGGGUCUGGAGUUCUGAAUGCAAGGCCUGGGAGUGCAACAUCAUCGGGCAUACUUUCUCAGAUGGUACCAAUACUUGAUGCUGAAGUUGCAAGAGAAUACUUGGUGAAAGUAGCAGACCUCCUGCUGGAAUUUUCUCGAGCAGACACAACAGUCAAGCUAAGUAUGUGCAGCCCAGGCUUGCUAGUUCGCCUCUUCCAGAUGCUUAAUAAGUUUGAAUCUCCUAUUCUUUUAAAGAUUUUGAAAUGCAUCAAUCAGUUAUCAACUGAUCCAACUUGUUUAGACUAUCUGCAACGGGCAGAUGCAAUGAAGCAUCUUAUCCCUCACCUUGAGCAUCAUGAUGGACAUCUUGUUUCUCAAAUACAUAGUGAAGCACUCAAUGCGUUAUACAGUCUUUGUAAGAUAAACAAGAGAAGACAAGAACAAGCAGCAGAAAAUGGCAUCAUUCCACAUUUAAUGCACUUCAUUGUUACAGACUCUCACUUAAAGCAGACUUCUUUGCCUUUACUCUGUGAUAUGGCUCAUGCUUCUCGCUAUACCAGGGAGCAACUGCGAAUGCACAAUGGCUUGGAUGUUUAUUUGAGCUUACUGGAUGAUGAAGUUUGGGCAGUGACUGCGCUGGACUCACUUGCAGUUUGUCUAGCUCAUGAUAAUGAUCAUCGGAAAGUUGAGCAAGCAUUGCUCAAGAAGGAAGCUGUCCAGAAGUUGGUCACUUUCUUUGAGCGUUGCAGUGAACAAUCUUUUGUCCAUAUACUUGAGCCAUUUCUUAAGAUAAUCACAAAAUCUGCUCGUAUAAAUACAACACUAGCUGUUAAUGGACUGACUCCAUUACUUGUGGGAAGGCUUGAUCAUCAAGAUGCGAUUGCUCGACUCAAUCUACUGAAGCUGAUAAAGGCUGUCUAUGAGCAUCAUCCUCGGCCUAAGCAACUUAUAGUUGAGAAUGCUUUGCCCCUUAAGCUACAAAGCCUUAUUGAAGAACGGAGGGAUGGAGAGCGCUCUGGCGGUCAGGUGCUUGUAAAACAAAUGGCAACUGCCCUGUUAAAGGCUCUCCACAUUAACACUGUUCUGUAAUGAAGUUAUUGAUGUCUCAUAUGAUAUUCAAGAGAAAGUUGUGGUCUUGUAUUAUGUAUCUAUUUUUUGUGUAUGUUCAUUGAGAACAGUUAUAAUGAAAAUUUUUGUAGGUAUGAAAUCAGAUAGGUAGUGCUUCACUAUCUUUGUUGUAAAAAGCCCUUGUAAAAAGGAACCGUGAUGUGUAUACUUUGAAGGUGUUAAUAUUAACACCAUUGUAUAAUAAUUGGACGAGCAGGUAUGCGUAUUAAUGUAAUAUAACAAAUUGUUCUCAAGUGCUUUCAGGUCAAUGGAAGCUUAAUACUCUUCUAAAGUGAGGCAAAUAAGGGCCAGGUUUGGUCUUCCUCUGCUUACCGAGUAUUAAUGAAACAGCCAUAUCGCCAUAUCUCCUUGGAGAUAUGGCAUCUCUGACGUACAACUCAUAACUGACUGCUUGACCAUAUCAAAUCCAGUGUUGACAAUAGUUCUUGUUAAAUGUUUAUUCUAGUUUGUGUAGCUUUGUUUAAA
Cryptomeria japonica (Japanese cedar) is the source of this 5222-nucleotide messenger RNA. RefSeq names its product MAP3K epsilon protein kinase 1. The coding region runs from base 312 to 4718 and encodes 1468 amino acids. Gene Ontology annotation, biological process: protein phosphorylation. Gene Ontology annotation, cellular component: cytoplasm. Gene Ontology annotation, molecular function: protein serine/threonine kinase activity; protein binding; ATP binding. The record is from RefSeq and is a predicted model, not a curated record. The transcript has 24 exons. Lineage: Eukaryota; Viridiplantae; Streptophyta; Pinopsida; Cupressales; Cupressaceae.